This is a messenger RNA of Aspergillus candidus, 492 nucleotides long. RefSeq lists its product as uncharacterized. The transcript has a single exon. Bases 89 to 349 code for a protein of 86 amino acids. Lineage: Eukaryota; Fungi; Ascomycota; Eurotiomycetes; Eurotiales; Aspergillaceae. The record is from RefSeq and is a predicted model, not a curated record.
CUACCCCUUAUCAAAAAGAAGAAAAAAAAAGCAAGGUCAGAGCGACUGCUCGUGUUAAUAGGACUCUAGUUACUCCUCGCGGAGGCCUAUGGUUGAUCCUCUGCCAGGUCUGGUGGGUGGGACUACAAAAGCGCGGAAGUCGCAUUCUAAAGCAGGUGAUGAAGUGUUCCUUCACCUACUUCAGAAUGGAUUGUCGCGCUUUCGAAGUCCCACCCACCUGACCCAGCAAAGGAGCUUCCAUACGCCCCCACGAGGAUCAAGUAGGCUUCCUCAACUUACAACACUAUGUCUCAUCGCAGUCGGCUUGACAUCAACCGACGAGGAUGUCCGUUCACUGAUGGCAUCUUAGGCUGCUGCCAGGCCCUUGCCUGAGGGGCGGACUGAGCAAGCCAUAUUUUCAUCAACUGAAAAGCAUGGCGACCCCUUGACUCCAGGCUCCAGUGUUUCAUCAACUGAAAACACAGACGCUCAUUAGAUAGUUGAAUACAAUGC